AAGCUACAUCGGACACUAGAUCCAAAGCAUAUCCCUGCCAUAUAUAGUACGUGCCGCCUAGCUGACUUUCCUCGCUUCCCUCCCGGCUGCCAGGCGACCGUCUUGCUAUGUCCCUUCAAGCUUCAUCCGGCAUCAUUGCUGAUAAUUGAUUUUGCUCUCUGGGUUCCUCGUUUCAGGGACAUUUAAGACUGAAGAGUCUGGAGGUUCGCCAUGGGUGCAACGGAGACCACGGACCUGGAAUCCAAGGAGGCAGUAUUGCAGCAGAAGUACAUCGAACUCCUUGAGAAGCGCAUUGCUCAACUAGAGGUGGCCGUGAAAGGCGGAGCUGAGAAGAAGGACUCGGACACCGACGAGAAGAAGGCAGAUGCCGAUAAAGACAAGAAAGAAAAUGGAGGCAAUGAGGACAGCAACAGCAGAUAUCGCAACAUAUUGCGAAAGUGGGACAAAACAACGGGCGCCUACAUUGAUGAAGCCGUCGGCGAGAACUUCUUCGUCAAGCAGCAGUCCAAGAAUGUCGCCUACACGUUCCGUCGCGUAUACAACCCUGAAACAGGCGACAAGGGUGCAUACAGUGAGCUCGACAUAGAAGACCCGGGUCUCCGAGGGCUGCUGGCCUCAGAAAUCCGCAAAUAUCCCGGAGUCAAUUUUGACAGCGACAUCAUCACCAUGAGAGCACCCUUUCCAGCUCUGGUCCACAACUGGGACAAACUCAACGACAGAGCGAAUACUGAACCGGACUCGCAAGAGACAAAGGACCUCGUCAGCCUUCUCAAUCGAGUCAGGACAGCCCCAGAGCUUCAGGACUAUUUCAAAACACGCAAGUCGGAUCUUGCGGCCAAGGUAGUGACCUUCGACACACUCUGGACCGUCUUCGCCCCAGGCACCUUGGUGGUGGCCCGCCCUUUCCAGAACGUGGAGCAGAUUUUCAAGGUCGUGGAUAGUCCCAUUCCGUGGGUCGAUCUCACCUCAUACCGGCACCACCGGAUGUGGGCGUGGAGCUGGGAUUAUGACGGCAAGAAGGUCCUCAAGGUCGAGUACUGUUUAAAGUUUGAGAGAUUUAGGGGCACCAAGGCCAUCACCGACCUGCCUUAUUAUCCGCUCGAAUACCACGGAGAUGAGGAGCAGAUCAAGGAACUCCAGGACAAGUGCAGGGAACGCGCCUUCAAGUUCAUCAAAGCCACGGUCCGCGGCAAACACGGAGCGGCACAGAUGUACAGAUAUCAAGGCCCGGCAUAUGUGAGCCAGAGAAGUCUUCUCUCCAAUAAGGAAGAUGGGCAGACAGGUGACGACGACGGAGCCGAGUGGCCGCCAACCAACCAAGAUGACGACGAAGAGUCGCCGCAGCCCAAGAUGGUUGAUAUCAAAGGCGAGAUUCUCGCCGACCACGAAGCCUUCAUCCAAUACCGAAACCUUCUUCCUCUGGGAGAGCUCUUCCAGCCCGGCUCCAUCUAUGUCGAUGAACUCCAAACAAACACCGAGGACUACCUCGACUUUGCUGACCGGCUCAGCAAAGCCGACCUCUCGUCCGGCCUCGACGAGGAGGACGACAACUACCUCAUCUUCCCGCCGCGCAUCCUGGGCUACGCCACGCGCGAGAAAGUAUGGGGCCAGUUCAACCUGGACUUUGUCCGCGACCGCUCGAGCAAACAGCCCGAAAAGUUCAACGAGAGCCUGCAGCUGGACCCGCGGUACAAGCGGCUCAUCAAAGCCCUCGUACAAUCCCACGAGCUCAACGCGGCCGAGCGCGGGAAGCAGGUCGAGGACGUGGUGCAGGACAAGGGCAAGGGACUCGUCCUACUUCUGCACGGCCCUCCCGGGGUGGGCAAGACGCUGACGGCCGAGACGAUCGCGCAGGCGACGGCCAAGCCGCUUGUCAUCGUGAGCGUGGCCGAGAUUGGGCUCGACGCGUCGCGCGCCGAGCGCAACCUGGAAAAGCUGUUCAAGCUCGCGACCAAGUGGGAGGCCAUCCUGCUCGUCGACGAGGCCGAUGUGUUUCUGGAAACGCGCGGCUCAACGUCGAGUGCGUCGCGCAACGCGCUGGUCUCGGUCCUGUUGAGGGUGCUGGAGUAUUACCGCGGGAUUAUCAUCCUGACGACAAACCGCAUCAAGUCGAUCGACAUUGCCGUCAUCUCGCGCAUCCACUUGGCCAUUCGGUACGAGGAUCUGUCCGAGGACCAGAUGCGGUCCAUCUUCAAGUACUUUUUGGACCAGCUUGAGCCGGCAUGGAUCGCGAAUCGCGGCCAGAUUGAUGACUUUAUCGAGUCGUUUGGCCACCAUUAUAAUCUGAACGGGCGGCAGAUCAGGAAUGUCGUGUCGGCGGCGUUGGCGGCGGCCCGUCACGACGCGAAAGAGCCGGGGGAGAAUGGCAAGACCAAGGGGGAUGGACGCCUGACGUUUAGACAUUUGAAGGAGGUGUGCGAGAUGACGAGGGAGUUCCAGGAGCAGCUGAAGGAGAACACGCGGCAGCAGAGGUAUAAUAACGAGGUUAUGCGUCCGUGAAUACUAGUACUCACCUACAGGUCACCCAAGGACCAGUGUUGCUG
Molecule: messenger RNA, 2543 nt
Organism: Canariomyces notabilis
Lineage: Eukaryota; Fungi; Ascomycota; Sordariomycetes; Sordariales; Chaetomiaceae
Product: P-loop containing nucleoside triphosphate hydrolase protein
Exons: 6
Coding region: 211-2499 (762 amino acids)
Molecular function (GO): ATP hydrolysis activity; ATP binding
Source: RefSeq, a predicted model, not a curated record